Messenger RNA from Kockovaella imperatae, 1254 nucleotides. RefSeq lists its product as hypothetical. Lineage: Eukaryota; Fungi; Basidiomycota; Tremellomycetes; Tremellales; Cuniculitremaceae. The record is from RefSeq and is a predicted model, not a curated record. The transcript is spliced from 3 exons. Bases 1 to 1254 code for a protein of 417 amino acids.
AUGACAACUGCCAUGAUGACUUCUUCCUCAUCAGCGCUUCAUGCGCCUUCAUCCGCCCACUGUAGUCGGAACCCAUCCCCUACGUCUUCGCCCUCUCUUCUUCCACUGGCAUCUUCCAUGGCGAAAUCUUCCCCUUCUCAUUCUCCUCUCCCAGCUCCACGCUUACUCCCAUCAACAACCACCACAUCAUCAUCCAUGACGCCUUCUUCCACUUACAACUCUUCGGCCCCUUCUACAUCCAAUUCGAACGGCUACGAUCCCUCCCGACUCACGCCACCCGCUUCACCUCAGAUGAUCUCUUCCCGUUCAUUCGCCCGAGCUCCUCCUGUGAGACCGUAUCAGUCCCCCUUGUUAUCACGGAGCACCACUGGCGGUGGAAAACCUCUAAAACCUGUCGAAGGUGAUACCAGAGCAUUUGCAGAGCAAGUGGUACAUCUCUUCAGACAACGAACCGAUCAUUCUCGCCGCGGCCAAUCGGAAUAUCGACCAGAACCUCGGGAUGAUCAAGGGCGUAAACGUCAAGGGAGAAGCUUGGGCGGGAGCUUAUCAGAUACUUGGGACGGGGAAAAGGUCGAAUUCAUUGUCGACAUUCCUGUCUGGAGUCCAGGAUCAUUCCAAGACCUCUCCACUCUGCAUGCCCUUCGCGAUACGACCUUAUCGCAUACUCAUACCCUCAUUGCAUACUUGCAAUCUGUGCACUCGCUUCCCGCUUCUUAUCGACUCUUGGCGCGUUCUGCCGCACCAUCCUCUGUCCCAGGAUCACCUCGAGCCGUGCCGACAUCGAGACCUGUAUCUCCCGCUCCUACGCAUACGCACUUGACCGUCGGUUGGGGCUGUAUCCGACUCUCACCCGGCCUCGCUUCGCCCACCAUGCCGAAAAAAGAGCUCAAACCUCAUGUCAGGAGGAGCAGCGUGGUCGUCGGCAAGUCCCGAUCUCGGUCUCGAUCAUACUCGAAACAACAGCCUGCCUCCUCUCGAUCACCAAAGGCAUCUAUGGACGUUCCCGAGUUCAGGUUGGAUCUCGAUUCAGCGAUCAUUGACGAGCCGGAGGAUGAGGAGUACUUCAAAAUUCAGCUGAAAGAGGGUUACAGGAGCGGAGGCAGUGCAGCGGGAAGUGUCAAUGGAAGUGAUGAUGACCUGGAGGAGGAGAGUGCGGACUCCAUCAUCGCCAGAGAGGUAGAGAGAAGGAAAGUGAAGGAGGGGAGCGCCUUCUUGAUGACUUUGUUUGGGCAACCCGCUCUGAUCUUGACCUAA